Molecule: messenger RNA, 710 nt
Organism: Brassica oleracea var. oleracea
Lineage: Eukaryota; Viridiplantae; Streptophyta; Magnoliopsida; Brassicales; Brassicaceae
Exons: 2
Coding region: 219-506 (95 amino acids)
Source: RefSeq, a predicted model, not a curated record
UGCUUGCUCAUCAGAAAUUUACUUGUGAGAGACAACCCAAAAAAGAAUAUUAAAAAUUACUUAAGGGAACAUGGAAGUCGGCAAGAGACUGAAUGAGUGUAUAAAGAAGAAAAAAAAAAGUCUUUGGAUUAAGAAAGUAAGUCAUGUGCCAAAGCUUCCCGGUAGGACCCCCAAAAACACGAAACCGAUGAACGCCGCCGUUUCUUUCCGCUGACGUCAUGCUAACCGCCGGAUCCUUCCUCCCUACACGGUUGAGUCGCUUCGUCUUCUUCCUACUCUGUUCGCCUAUCCUUCUACCUCUUCUCUGCCUUUCCUUCCCUCUCCUCUGCGCCGUCGAGGUCUUCAGUGGCCUCCGCAGCCGAAUCGUGAAAUCGGCACCUUCCUCCGUCGUAACGGAAGUUCUCGCCGCCGAAGAAGAUGAUUUGCGGCGAUGCGAGGAAGGAUGCGGGGAACUCGAACUGGAAGAAGAUGAGAUCGAAGUGGCAUCCAAAUUUUGUUCUAAAUAACCACAAGAGGAACUGCUUGCUACACUUGGCUUGAAGUCCCUGAUGAGAUUGUGUUUAAGAUUCCGCUGAUAUAUGCUAAGCGAUAUUCAGAGGAGCAAUUAUAAGGAUCGAGCAAGAAGCAAUUAUAAGGAUUUAGCAAGAUGCAAUUACAGCAAUCAUUGUCAUACUCUUUUCUUAACAAUCUGCACUGGACACUUAAUUCCU